CUCUUAUAAUAAAUUAUUUGUUGAGAAAUUUGUUCAUAGUUAAUUUUUAUCAUAGACUAAUUAUGAUACAUACAACUUGUUAUCUAACUAAUUUAACUAGAUAGUUAUUUUACUAAAUUAGAUAGAUAGUUAUUUAAAUAAUUAUUUCAACUUACUCAAUUAUUAAAGCAACACAUUAUAAAAUUAACAAUUAUAUACUAAUUAUUCAACUUACAAUUAUAUACUAAUUAUUCAACUAUCAAUAUUAAACUAAUUAAGUUACUAACAAUUGAAUUUAAAAUAAAUCUAAUAAAUAUUUAAUCAGACUGGUCCAGUCAAACCCAAUCAGACUGGUCCGAUCAGGCCCAGCGGACGGGGCCCGACCAGGCCCAGCGGACGGGGCCCGACCAGACCCAGCGAACGGCAUCUGACUAGUCGAGGCAGACGGCAUCCGCUCUGGCGAGGCGUAUGGAGGCUAGAAGACGAAGAAAAAAAAUACCUGGAGACGGCGGCGACGACUGGAACAGCGGCGAGAGCGAGCUUGGGAGGUCGCGGCAAGAUCAAGCUUGGGAGACUGAAAUAGCAACAGCGAGAGGGAGCUUGGGACGGCGGCUAUUGUGGUUUGGGUCGUCGGAGGCGGCGACUUCUGGGGUCUGGAACAGCGACGACGACGACUUCUGGGCGGCGGUGGUCUGGAAGGUUGGCAGGUGGCCGACAUCGGCAAGAGGGAGGAGUUGGGAGGUGGGCGGCGAGCAGCAGGAGGUGAGGGGUUGAGAGGUGAGGAGUUGGGUUGGGGUAGAUAGGUUUAGGAUUUUAAAAAAGACCAAGAGCAAAAUCAUCAUACUUUUUGUAACUAUGGACGGCAAAUAGUGAAGUUAUUAGCGGCAAAUAGCGAUUCAUCCGCCUCCUCUGAACUAUGCAAAAAAAGUCUUCAGUUUCG
Linum trigynum is the source of this 919-nucleotide messenger RNA. Lineage: Eukaryota; Viridiplantae; Streptophyta; Magnoliopsida; Malpighiales; Linaceae. The record is from the annotation of a GenBank genome assembly.